AUGGACACCCUCGUCGCCCAAUACUCCCAGCCGAAGUUCCAGCAUGAAGGCUACUCCCAUGAUGAAGAGCAAGAGCUUACAGAGACAUUACCGCCUCUAUCUCUAAAAUUCGCCCUUCCUCCAGUCGAUAAACCUGCCGCCUUCCUUCGAGCCGUUACCGACGACCAUAGCAACCCAGAUUGCCCCAUUAAAAUUGCUCAUGGCACCACUACUCUUGCUUUCAGAUUUCAAGGAGGGAUCAUUGUGGCAACGGAUUCCAGAGCUACGGCGGGCAAUUGGAUCGCCAGCCAGACCGUGAAGAAAGUUAUCGAGAUCAACAGCUGUCUGUUGGGGACUAUGGCUGGUGGUGCUGCUGACUGUCAAUACUGGCUCGCCUAUCUGGGCAUGCAAUGCCGCCUCCACGAACUCCGCCACAAACGGCGCAUAUCCGUCGCUGCCGCCUCCAAGAUCCUCGCCAACCUCGUCUACAAUUACAAGGGUAUGGGACUAAGCAUGGGCACCAUGUGCGCAGGUGUAACUCCCCAAGAGGGUCCCGCGCUCUACUACAUCGAUUCAGAUGGAACACGACUGGCUGGAAACCUUUUCUGCGUCGGCUCUGGCCAAACCUUCGCAUACGGCGUUCUAGAUGCGGAAUACAGGUAUGACUUAACUGAUGAAGAAGCGUUGGAGCUGGGCAGCCGGAGUAUCCUUGCUGCGACGCACAGAGAUGCCUACUCCGGUGGUUAUAUCAAUCUGUACCAUGUCAAGGAGGAAGGAUGGAAGAAGCAUGGUUUCAGCGAUACCAAUCCGAUAUUCUGGAAGACGAAGUUGGAGAAGAAUGAGUUUUCGAAUGUUACCGGAUCGAUUCAGUAA
This is a messenger RNA of Histoplasma capsulatum G186AR, 852 nucleotides long. Its product is annotated as proteasome component PRE2. Gene Ontology annotation, molecular function: threonine-type endopeptidase activity. The record is from RefSeq and is a predicted model, not a curated record. NCBI's taxonomy places the organism in Eukaryota, Fungi, Ascomycota, Eurotiomycetes, Onygenales, Ajellomycetaceae. Bases 1 to 852 code for a protein of 283 amino acids. The transcript has 3 exons. Gene Ontology annotation, cellular component: proteasome core complex.